Molecule: messenger RNA, 4586 nt
Organism: Chara braunii
Lineage: Eukaryota; Viridiplantae; Streptophyta; Charophyceae; Charales; Characeae
Source: the annotation of a GenBank genome assembly
CGCUUGACGUUUUGGCAGGUGAUGAAAGCGAGGAGAGGCAAGCGAAGGCAAGUCAAGGCCAGUUGAUGUGCCAGAAGGCCAUGUAUCGCGCGCCAGUGUUUCCCAUCAACAUUGUAUGCAACUGUGACGGGGCAAUGCCAUUUCGCCAGCAAUGCAGUGUCGCUCACCGGAUUUCCUAUUAAGGGCCGCAUCAAAAAAAAAAUAGUUGCUGUCUUGGUCAGCAGAGAAGCAAGGGGAAGAAUGUACGCAUAUGUCUAUUCAAUCUUAAUCUGACAGAUUGAGAGGUCUAACAUCGGCAGUACGAUGCCAGGUCUGCUGAAUGUAGUGUCAGUCUCAACUUUUUGAUUGAAGAUCUCUGCAUGAUGCCCAUCAAUUUUUUUUACGAUGCAGAGUUUCAUCGGAGUUGUGGGUGCUUUGCCUCCUGAAGAAGGAAUGGGAAGGUAGUUUUUGGCUGCGUUUACAGUCACACGGUGAUGAUAGGUUUGCCCAGAACCAUCGCCUUGCUGGUGUUUAGUUGGUUUUUAGAGUUGAAUCAUUGUAUUGCUUUGGACUGGAGGUCAAGCUAUGUAUGAAAUUGAUGCAGAGAGUGUGUAUGGGUAGUUCUUUCCUGCUAGUCUGAUAGUAGUCUGAUGAGAGUUGAAUAGUCUCGUAAUCGAUCAUUGUUUCUGAUUCACAGUUAUUGUCAGCAGCUAUUCGAGGGCUGGGAGGUUUUGGAGAGUCCUAUUUGGGGCUGAUGCCUGAAUUUUUGUCGACUGCAUAGAUGACGUCGUUAGAUGUAAAGACGAAAACUGAUUGGAUUGUCGAGGAAGGCGGGAUCGACCACGUUGUGAAAGUGAAUCUGAUAGGUGACGAGGAUGACAAUGCGGGUGCGGGUCGAGAAAUCACGGGAGAUGAGGCAGGGGAGAGCCUGCAAAAUGCGUGGCCUGCGGUGCUGGGGUCCUCUCAGCUGAGCAGGCGGUGUGUUCUUGGCCCGGCGACAACCAAGCAACCAUGUGAAAUAAAGGUUGACUUCAGCAACCACUUCUGUCGUUUGCGGUCAGUGGAUGUCUGUAGUAGUGCCCGAAUUUGUGAGGUGUAUGGUCGAUCCAUGGGUAGUGCAGACUUUGAGUACGUCUGCACCGCACGCUGUCGACCCCACGCUUCCCCUCCCCCUGUGGAACGAGUCAUAUCCGAGGAGACAGAGGACACGGAGGAGAGGGAGAAGACGAAGGAGACAGAGAAGCCACACCUCACUUCGGCUUCCUCUCCGCAGACGACACUUUUUGUGUCAACAGUCAGAAUCGCUAGGAUUUCUGAAUGGGUUGCAGCUUCCGUGAAGCUUGUAUCCCUCCCGAACAAAAAGCAAUGCGAAAUUCGGUAUGUCAUUCUGUCUGUCUCGCCGAUACCAAGGCCAGUGCCUCGGCCUCUGCAAGCUUCUCCUGUUCUGGCUUCCCUGAGCCUUCCAUCAGGUCCAGAUGGUCCUGUAUUAUCUUCUUCUUCAUUGCCAGGCCUUCCCUCUGGUCUAGCCUCUCUGUUUUCUGGCCAGCUGAGCAGCCUCAUUAAUCAAAGUGGCGGUGGGAAUUUGUCAGGAGGUGCCAUGGCAUCUCUUUUGCAGCAUCAGCAGCCGCUACCCCACAUUCCUGCAAAUUUGGCGGGACUGGUUUCAUCAACUGGUAUGAAUGCUCUUGCUGGUCAGGGCAUCCUGGGGCUUCUCUGCCCCGGUGCAGAUGGAGUGCCCAGAAAGCCCAACGUCGGCAGCACACUUGGUCCUCAAGCUACUCCAAAUGCUAAGAAAGUCGGAGAUGGAGAACUUCCCCCCUCUGGAUCUUUUGUCUCCCCGGUGUCUAUUGAUGGAUCAGGCCCAGUGGUCGUGACCAAUAGUCAGGCAGCGGCCAACGGCCCUCUUGAUGGUGGCGGCUCUUUAAAGUGCUGUAAUGAUGAACAAGCUUCAGGAGUGGGUGGGUCUUCCUGGCAUCAGCCUGGUUCUAGUCAGGAACCAAUGGGUGGCAAGCAGGCGAUUAUUGCUCAGGGGCCCAAACAGUGGAUGCGCACUAUGGCUGGCCCAACUCCAGCUGAAGCUGCAUUGACCCGAAAGGGUAUGGGAUUGGCAAAUCACAGCCAAAAUGGGGCACAUUUACAGUUGAGUGCUAGCGGUGACCAUAUGAAGAAAGAAGAGAGCGAAGAAGAGGGACAAGAAGAGAGGGGGCGAGGGAGAGAAGAUGCACAAGCUGUGGUACCCGACCUUGGUGAAACUGUGGUCAGGCUGUUUGACAAAGUUUUUAAACGGCUAGAUGACAUAGAGCUAGCAUGUUCAAGGGUUGAGAGAGCAGUUAAUAACCGGUUUAAUCAGCUUGAUUUAAGGGUUAAAGCACUUGAGAUGUCUGCCAACCGUAAUUCUUUAUUGUCACGAGCUGGUAGUGAUUCUGCUUCUGAUAAGUUACCAACUGAUGGAGAAGUUGUCAGCUUUCAAGCAGGGGAACCAAGACCGUCAUUGUCAUCCCCGUCAAAAUUGUUCCCGAUAUUGCCAUUGUCAGUGAAUUCGUCAUCAUCAUCAUCAUCAUUGCCAUUGCCAUUGCCAUUGCCAUCGCCAUCGCCAUCGCCAUCGUCAUCAUCAUCGUCAUCGUCAUCGUCAUCGUUAUCGUCAUCGUUAUCGUUAUCGUUAUCAUCAUCGUCAUCAUUGUCAUCGUCGUCAUCAUCGUCACCAUCAUCGUCAUCGUCAUCGUCACCAUCAUCAUCAUCAUCAUCAUCAUCAUCAUCAUCAUCAUCAUCAUCAUCGUUGUCAUCAUCGUCGUCAUCAUCGUCGUCAUCAUCGUCGUCAUCAUCGUCGUCAUCAUCGUCGUCAUCAUCGUCGUCAUCUUCGUCGUCAUCGUCAUCGUCAUCAUCAAUAUCAUUGCCAUCACUGCCGUCACUCCUGUCCUCAUCCUUAUCCUCAUCAUCGUUGUUGUUAUCGUCAGUGUCGUCAUCAUCGAACCUGCAAAACGAUGUACUAUCUGUGAUUCAGAUGUGUCUGACCAGGAGUUUGUCUUCUCAGGGCGCCAUGGGGCCCGGCAGUGGAGCCGGGAAUACUGUGCCCUCUGAACCUGACUCAAUCAAAUCAGCAGCUGUGCUGACUGCAAAAGAAGACUGCUAGUUUUUGUAUUCCGAGGGGAAUCUUGGAGAAGAUGUCUCUGGCAAGCUGCAUAGCUUGAAGUUGGAGUUCAGGUUGCAACACUUGCGGUGUUUCGGAGUUUUUUCCUUGGUGUUGCUCCGUCCAUCCAGCUCACAUCAGGCCCCAUUUUGGACAACAAACUCCGGAGCGCCUGUUUGGAACAAUAAUAAUUCACUCGCUGUAGGACCUAGAGGACCCAUUCUUCUUGAAGACUAUCAAUUAGUUGAGAAAAUUGCCCAGUUUGAUCGCGAGAGGAUUCCUGAGAGGGUAGUCCAUGCACGAGGAGCGAGUGCAAAAGGCUUUUUUGAAGUGACACACAAUGUUUCUCACCUUACCUGUGCUGAUUUUUUGCGAGCGCCUGGAGUUACCACACCUGUUAUUGUGCGAUUUUCAACAGUUAUUCAUGAAAGGGGAUCUCCUGAAACUAUUCGUGACCCACGGGGGUUUGCGGUUAAAUUCUACACACGGGAGGGAAACUUCGAUCUGGUGGGGAAUAACAUGCCCGUCUUCUUCAUUCGAGAUGGGAUGAAGUUUCCGGAUAUGGUUCAUGCGCUGAAACCAAACCCGAAGUCCCACAUCCAGGAAGAUUGGAGAAUCAUGGACUUCUUCUCGCAUCAUCCGGAGAGUCUGCAUAUGUUUACGUUCCUGUUUGACGAUGUCGGCAUUCCUCUUAACUAUCGACACAUGCCUGGGUUUGGCGUGCACACUUUCAAACUCAUCAACAAGAAGGGGAUGGAGACUUUCGUCAAGUUCCAUUGGGUUCCGACGCUUGGGAUAAAAAACCUGCUUGAUGAUGAGGCUGUAAUGGUUGGCGGGAAGAACCAUAGCCAUGCCACGAAAGAUCUGUACGAUUCUAUAGCUGCAGGAAAUUACCCAGAAUGGAAGUUGAUGAUUCAGACCAUGAGCCUCGCCGAUGAAGAUAAGUUUGAGUUUGACCCGCUUGAUGUGACCAAGACGUGGCCGGAAAACAUCUUGCCCUUGCAGCCUGUUGGAAGACUUGUCCUCAACAAGAACAUCGACAACUUCUUCAAUGAGAACGAGAUGCUGGCAUUUUGCCCUGCACUCGUUGUUCCAGGCAUACAUUACUCAGAUGACAAGUUGCUGCAGUCCCGAAUCUUCUCAUAUGCAGACACACAGCGCCAUCGUCUGGGGCCAAACUAUCUCCUCAUUCCGGUCAACGCGCCAAGAUGUGCCCAUCACAACAAUCAUCAUGAUGGCUUCAUGAACUUCAUGCACAGGGAUGAAGAGGUCAACUACUUCCCGUCGAGGUUCGAUCCCGUUCGCCAUGCAGAUAAGACGCCCCUGCCGGCUGUGGUGAUAUCAGGGCCACGAAUGAGGCGUACAAGUGGGCCGUUAUGGUACACGGGGAUGGGGGCAGCUCGUGCUUAACUUCAUCAACGUGGCGAGCCUUGUACGUGAGAGGAAAGAAGAACGAGAAAAAUGAAUGGUUUUAGUGUGC